AUGCAAAAGCGGGCUUGCUUCUAUGCAGUCCCCUUCCUCUCCCCCUACAUUUUUCCAUUUCCCAGAUCAGGCUGCAGCUGUGGGACACAGCCGGCCAGGAGAGGUUCCGCAGCCUCAUUCCCAGCUACAUCCGUGACUCUGCUGCAGCUGUCAUUGUCUUUGACAUUACAAGUUCGGCUACAGCUUUGGGACACAGCAGGCCAGGAGCGGUUCCGCAGCCUCAUUCCCAGCUACAUCCGCGACUCCACCAUUGCUGUGGUAGUCUAUGACAUUACAAAUCUGAACUCGUUCCAGCAAACCUCCAAGUGGAUUGAUGAUGUGCGAACAGAGAGAGGAAGUGAUGUCAUCAUCAUGUUGGUGGGGAAUAAAACUGACCUGGCAGACAAGAGGCAAAUCACUACGGAGGAAGGUGAGCAGAGAGCCAAAGAGCUGAAUGUGAUGUUUAUUGAGACAAGUGCGAAGACUGGAUACAAUGUGAAACAGCUUUUCCGCCGUGUGGCUGCUGCCUUACCUGGGAUGGACAGCACACCUGAGAAGAGCAAAGAAGACAUGAUUGACAUCAAGCUAGAGAAACCUCCUGAGCAGCCAGUAACGGAGAGCGGCUGUUCCUGCUAAAGUGCCCGUUGUAUAGCAACACUUUCCCUGAUUGGCCAGUCUCACCGAAGAGCAUCACUUCUCAUUGGCUAGGCAAACCUACUUUCUGUGAACUGAAGAAACAGCUAAUCAAUCUACUAAGUCAGCGAGCUCCCUGUUAGCUGGUGGGGAACAGCCCUGGCUGCCCCUCCUAUUGCAUGGUAUGAGCCCUGAGUGCAGAAUGAAUGUCAUGUCGUCCUCUUUUAGUAGUGCACUUUGGCACCACGGUGCCCUUUACUCCAUCCCACACCUUGGGCCUAUCUGCACAGGUGUCUUUUUCUAUGAAUGCAACAAAAAAGCUGCCACGUUAGGGAAAACAAAAAUAAAGCUGGGGGUUGGUUCUCCACCUCCCUAAUUGCCUUGCAUCUUAAUCAGUUUUCCUUCCACUCCAGUAAUUUUUUCUCUCCCAUGCACCACUUCCUUUUUUUAUUUUUUUUUUUUCCCCUUCAGAGGCUUCUCCUUUAAAACUAGUCACAAUUUGUUUUGGCCUUGCCUGUUUUGAAAGUUGGGGGUGAUCUGUUCUCCAUGUCCUGCUUCCUGCAGAGGUUGCACAGUACAGGCUUCCCAGUCCCUCCCUCCUGUGGUUGGUCUUAGCCAAUUCCUGGGUCUUCUCUUUUGAGAUUUGGGAGAAGGAACUUCCCUGCCCUCCUUACUUCCCGCAUCAGUGUGAGUGAGAGCUGAGCACUGGCCAUUCUACUCCCAAUCUGCUCUAGCACAAGCCACUGAUCUUGUUUGCUCCCUUUGUCCUGUGGUGGGUAGAAUUCCCCAGGAUCACUGGCUUCAGUUGGAUUCUUUACCCUGGGGAAUGCUGUCAGCUGCAGGGGAGGAGGUUAGACAGACUUGCUGCAGCAUUCAGUCUCUGUGGGAGAGCCUGCCUGACUUCAUCUGUGGAUGACCUGGGCUCUAUCUGCAGGCUGCAUAUGGAAUCUAGAGUUUAUCCCUAGGAUGGCAGUAUUAGGACUGGGCAUCCCAGGUCCCAUUCUGGUUAUCUUCACCUGCAGACAUAUUCCUUUUUCUUGUGGAACAUGCACAACCUACUGUCUGCUAGCCAGACAUAGGAUACAAGCUACACAGUUACUAGUUAUGCAGAAAUGGGGCUUGCACUGCAGAAGUGACUCAAUCCAGUGCCAGCAGCUCCAACCAAUGUGGUGGAAGGGCAGCUGAGCAUCUUGUAUUCCACUAGAUUGAAUCUGGGUAACAGCAGUUUUAUUCUUUUAACUAUCUAGUGCAGGGGUCGGCAACCUUUCAGAAGUGGUGUGCCGAGUCUUCAUUUAUUCACUCUAAUUUAAGGUUUCGUGUGCUAGUAAUACAUUUUAACGUUUUUAGAAGG
Trachemys scripta elegans is the source of this 1963-nucleotide messenger RNA. Its product is annotated as ras-related protein Rab-6A-like. The record is from RefSeq and is a predicted model, not a curated record. NCBI's taxonomy places the organism in Eukaryota, Metazoa, Chordata, Testudines, Emydidae. Gene Ontology annotation, molecular function: GTP binding; GTPase activity. Bases 1 to 615 code for a protein of 204 amino acids. The transcript has 7 exons.